AUGGUCAAGGCCAAUGCGGGCACCGGCAUUUUCAGUGCCACGUACAGUGGAAUCCCUGUUUAUGAAUUCCAAUUCGGCGGCGACCAGAAAGAACAUGUCAUGCGAAGGAGGCACGACGACUGGAUCAACGCAACGCACAUUCUCAAAGCCGCCGGCUUCGACAAACCAGCCCGAACGAGAAUCCUAGAAAGGGAUGUACAAAAGGAUGUCCACGAGAAGAUCCAGGGAGGAUACGGCAAAUACCAGGGAACAUGGAUUCCCCUCGAGGCCGGCGAGGCUCUCGCCCAGCGACACAGCAUUUACGAAAAGAUUCGGCCCAUAUUCGAGUUCGUACCCGGAAACGAGAGCCCUCCCCCCGCGCCCAGGCACGCAAGCAAGCCCAAAGCACCAAAAUCCCGUCCUCCACCUCCAAAAUGGAAUUCGGGUAGGUCCAAGGUCGCUAGCCAUGCGCCUCCUAGCGUUACUAACGCAGCUUCAGCUGUCAUGCCCGUCGUCGAGGAGUAUGAACACAGCGAGAGCGUCAUGGCCGGCAUCGAGGAUGACACGCCAGACAAUCUCACUGUAGCCUCAGCCUCUUACAUGGCCGAAGAUGAUCGCUACGACAUGGGUCACAUGCCCACAGCGCACAGAAAGAGAAAGAGAGAAGAGCAGUUACAAGACCUCACAGAGCAGCAGCACGCCGUGUACGGGGACGAGCUUCUCGACUACUUCCUCCUUUCCAGAAAUGAGCAGCCCGCAGUGAAGCCCGAUCCCCCGCCAAACUUUCAGCCAAACUGGCUCAUUGAUGCUGAAAACCACACAGCUCUGCACUGGGCUUCCGCUAUGGGCGACGUGGACGUGAUCAAACAGCUCAAGAGAUUCAAUGCAGACGUUGCCGUUAGAAAUAUUCGUGGCGAGACGCCCUUUAUGAGAUCGGUCAACUUUACAAACUGCUACGACAAACAGACGUUCCCUUCCGUCAUUAAGGAGCUCUUUGAGACGGUCGACGUCAGGGAUAACCAAGGAUGCACCGUCAUCCACCACGCUGCCAUUAUGAAAAACGGACGAGUUUACAGCCCAUCUUGCUCAAGAUACUACCUAGACAACAUACUCAACAAGCUGCAGGAGGUGUUUGAACCGAGUGCUUUCCAGCGGCUAAUCGACAUGCAAGACAGCGAAGGAAACACCGCCCUGCAUCUCGCUGCACAGCGCAACGCGAGGAAAUGCAUCCGCGCUCUGCUGGGCCGCAAUGCCUCGACAGACAUUGCCAACCACGAGGGCGUCCGCGCAGAAGAUCUCAUCAUGGAGCUCAACGCCUCCAAGAAAGACCGUGGGCCACAGCGGUCAUCGUCUCCCUUUGCGCCAGACUCGCAGCGGCGCGCCACGUUUCGGGACGCCUUCUCGGGUGUGGGCGGCGACAAGGCGCGGAAGCUCCCUCUGACCUUCCAAUCAGCGGCGGCCACGACGGUGCAGUCGCGCAUAUCCCCGCUCAUUAUGGAAAAGUUUCAGCUGCUCGCGAAAAGCUAUGACGAGGAGUGGCACGAAAAGGACGUCGCCGAGGCAGAGGCCCGGCGCAUACUCACAAACACCCAGGCUGAGCUGAAUGCGGUGCGGCAGCAAAUCACAGAGCUCGAAACCCAGCUUGAGGCCGACGACGUGGCCACCAAGGUGAUGAACGAGGCUAAUCUCGUGAGGCACAACGUCCUAUCACUAAUCACCCACCAGAACCGGCUGCAUAUCCAUCAGGCGGUGGAAAACGAAAUGAGCAAGCUAAACGGCGACGGCGGCAGCAGCAGCAGCAACCCCAACGGCAGCGCCAGCGGCAGCGGCAUGCAGGACGACUCGUAUGAGGAAAGGCUUACGCUCGCGCGCCAGCUGAGCCAAAUGCUUAUGGAGCAGCGGCAAGCGGAGACCGAGUACGUCGACGCCCUGAGCAUGGUGGGCGUUGGUGACAAGAUUGAAAAGUACCGGCGCCUACUGAAGCGCUGCCUGGACUCGCAGGACGGAGAAGUCCUGGACGCCAACCUUGACAGUCUGAUUGACAUGAUGGAGGAGGAGCGCGAGGUACACGACCUGGACGGGUCAACGCCAGUAGGGGGCGACCCGAUGGAUUUUGCAGUGAUGUGA
Molecule: messenger RNA, 2106 nt
Organism: Trichoderma gamsii
Lineage: Eukaryota; Fungi; Ascomycota; Sordariomycetes; Hypocreales; Hypocreaceae
Exons: 2
Coding region: 1-2106 (701 amino acids)
Cellular component (GO): SBF transcription complex; MBF transcription complex
Molecular function (GO): DNA binding; protein binding; transcription regulator activity
Source: RefSeq, a predicted model, not a curated record